Phodopus roborovskii (desert hamster) is the source of this 309-nucleotide messenger RNA. RefSeq names its product colipase like 2 (gene Clpsl2). The transcript has 3 exons. NCBI's taxonomy places the organism in Eukaryota, Metazoa, Chordata, Mammalia, Rodentia, Cricetidae. Gene Ontology annotation, molecular function: enzyme activator activity. Bases 1 to 309 code for a protein of 102 amino acids. Gene Ontology annotation, cellular component: extracellular region. The record is from RefSeq and is a predicted model, not a curated record. Gene Ontology annotation, biological process: lipid catabolic process; digestion; response to food.
AUGGCCUUCAUCCAGGCCUUAGCCACCAUGCUGGUACUGCUCAUCGGGGUCCUGCCCCACAGCCUCAAUGAGAACUUGGAUCAUAAAAGGGCCAGCGGGGAAAAGUGUGUCCACCACAGCCAGUGCUUGAGUGACUGUUGCCUCAUAGACCUGGAAAGGAGGGGGGCCUUCUGCACCCCCAAGUCUCGGAUAGGCAUGGAGUGCUUGCCCCAGACCAAGGGGACCCUGAACAUCCUGUGUCCCUGCCGAAUUGGCUUGAGCUGCCAUUCUAAGGACCCCAUGUGCCCCCGCCGAUGCCAAAUGAUUUAG